AAAUACCUCAGCUGUCAGCAGAAUUUAACCCCGCUUUCGAGGUCGACUUGAUACAAAGCUGUCGUUAUCAUUUUGCCGAGGAACUCAAGCCCAGACUCCAAGGAAGUAAAGUUCUGUGGCUCUGUGAGUACCUCGAACUUGCAUCCCUCCAAUUAUGUGGUUCAUCAACACAACAACGAUCGCGCUAGAGAGAGCCGACAACAUAGACAUAUUAUCAACUCCUUAUGCAAUUCUGUCGCAUACGUGGGGUGAAGAUGAAGUCACAUUCGAAGACAUGAUAGACGGUCGAGAAAAGGGAGAGAAAGGUUACAUAAAGAUCGUGAAUACCUGCCGACUAGCGAAAGAGCGAGGAAUAUUAUAUGCAUGGGUCGAUACUUGCUGCGUCGAUAAGAGGAGCAGCGCAGAGUUGGCUGAAGCUAUUAACUCCAUGUUCAACUGGUACAAGUUCUCAGCCGUUUGCUUUGCUCACCUCGAAGAUCUGGAUGUUCAUAGUGGUCCACAGGAUGACGAGCUUGACGGCUUGUCGUCCUGUCGGUGGUUCACCCGAGGCUGGACACUGCAGGAACUGAUCGCGUCACAAAAACUCGAAUUUUACGAUAGCAGGUGGAACUACCGAGGAACCAAAGCACAGCUACGAACAGAGAUCUCAGAUAUUACGGGUAUCGACGUUGAAGUUCUAGAUAACAACGCUAAACUGGAGACCAUACCAGUUGCGAGGCGCAUGUCAUGGGCAGCGGACCGAGAGACCACGAGAAUAGAGGAUCUUGCAUACUGCCUCCUCGGAAUCUUCGGUGUCAACAUGCCAAUGCUCUACGGAGAAGGAAUCAAGGCUUUCGGCAGGCUUCAAGAAGAGAUAAUCAAAGAGACAACUGACCUCUCUAUCUUUGCAUGGAAGGUCGAUUCACGCCAACGAUUUCGCGGGAUUCUUGCUCGUUCUCCACACGAGUUCGCUCACUGUCGGAAUCUCCGCCGCGCACCAACAAUGAGAUAUGGGCAUGAAUACAGCAUGACGAACAAAGGCCUCAGAUUAGAGACAUAUCUUGGCGCAAGCGAGAAUAAGGAAUAUCUGCUGAACCUUGCGUGCAUGAUACCGGACGACAAUGGGGAUGAGUCAAGAAUUGGAGUUUAUCUUACAAAGACGGCUGAUGGUUAUGUCCGCAGUCGACCCUCUGAAUUAUUCGAAACGCAAGAUUCACUACUCUGGGCCGGUCCUCGUUACAAGAUAUUUAUUCGCAAACGCGUCACGUUCUUUGGUUCGGCAAACUUGAAAAAGCUUCUCUGCAUGAAUCUUGCCUCGCAGUUCAACAUCCGUCCUGGAAUCCAACUUGCUUCCUUCGCAGCCAAACCAGCAGAUCUUUGGGAUAAUCUACGUCAAGAAUUCGUCACGGACAAUAGCGAAAAAUUCACCGGCUUUCUCAACUUUCAGCUGACCGAUACUGCCAAGACCUUUAUUUCUCCUAGGAUUUAUAUUGUCUGCGGCCUAGCAGUGGAUUCAACAUCUGGGAAUAUGAAACCGUGGAUGGCCAUCUACAGCUCUACGAAUAAGGAAAGAUAUGGGAAGAUAAUAGAUUGCGUCGAUGGGUACUACAAUUCAUAUGGAGAGGAAUACUACCUGCAUCAACUGCGCGACUGCGUGCUCGCUAGGGGGAAUAUCCUACCGCAGGAAAUCAGCCUUCCUUCCAGUGAUGCCGUGCAUCGUCUUUAUAUCUCUCUUGCGGCUCUUCAGCGAUCUCCCGGUAGCCCGUAUACUAUCACAGUCAAUGUUUCAAACAUUGGAUGAUCUGCAGGUUUGCUCACUUUCUAGUUGUCAGCAUGUCUCAGAUCGAGUCGUGGUAAAUCUGUGCUUAUUCUAGCGAUAAAGCGCAAAUGGCAGUCCAAAGCGAAAGGUUUUAAUGAUUACUGAUAACAGUCUUACUUCGAUAGCCCCUAAUACAGUCUUGAAUGGAGUUCACCUAAUAUUGAAUCUGCAC
This is a messenger RNA of Fusarium odoratissimum NRRL 54006, 1970 nucleotides long. RefSeq lists its product as uncharacterized. The coding region runs from base 155 to 1780 and encodes 541 amino acids. The transcript has a single exon. The record is from RefSeq and is a predicted model, not a curated record. NCBI's taxonomy places the organism in Eukaryota, Fungi, Ascomycota, Sordariomycetes, Hypocreales, Nectriaceae.